Ornithorhynchus anatinus (platypus) is the source of this 478-nucleotide messenger RNA. RefSeq names its product histone H2B type 1-O. Bases 33 to 413 code for a protein of 126 amino acids. The transcript has a single exon. The record is from RefSeq and is a predicted model, not a curated record. NCBI's taxonomy places the organism in Eukaryota, Metazoa, Chordata, Mammalia, Monotremata, Ornithorhynchidae. Gene Ontology annotation, molecular function: structural constituent of chromatin; protein heterodimerization activity; DNA binding. Gene Ontology annotation, cellular component: nucleosome.
CUGGUAGUCUGUGAGGGGCAGUAGUAGCAACCAUGCCUGACCCCGCCAAGUCCGCCCCAGCCCCCAAAAAGGGGUCGAAGAAGGCGGUGACCAAAGCGCAGAAGAAGGACGGGAAGAAGCGCAAGCGGAGCCGCAAGGAGAGCUACUCCAUCUACGUGUACAAGGUGCUGAAGCAGGUCCACCCCGACACGGGCAUCUCGUCCAAGGCCAUGGGCAUCAUGAACUCGUUCGUCAACGACAUCUUCGAGCGCAUCGCCGGCGAGGCUUCCCGCCUGGCGCACUACAACAAGCGCUCCACCAUCACGUCCCGGGAGAUCCAGACGGCCGUGCGCCUGCUGCUGCCCGGGGAGCUGGCCAAGCACGCCGUGUCCGAGGGCACCAAGGCCGUCACCAAGUACACCAGCUCCAAGUAAGCUGCCCCUGAGGCUUCUCGCUCAACGAACCCAAAGGCUCUUUUCAGAGCCACCCACUCGCUCGC